UGCAAGCAACGAUGGUUUUAAUGAAUGUAGUUCACAGCAGCAACAUGACAGACAGACUGUACUCAGAAGGAAUCCGACCCAGGAACUCGGGCGCAUCUUCCGAUCAUAACGUGCUGAGAAAACCAGGGAGUGUGUCCAGAUGAGUAGGAAGGAGCACAGCAGAUAAUCCACACAAGAGAAGAGCACGGACACACGACACAACCUCAGAGAAGAAACAACGAUCUGACAACAAGAAACACUGGUAACAGAACAUAUAAAGGGAAGAUAAGUGGUUCCAGCUGGCGCAGACAAUCAGGCCGAGAUUGGGAAACCACGCCCACACAAACACUGGAGAGAGAGAGAGAGAGAGAGAGAGAGAGCGAGAAAGAGAGACGGAGGCAGUGGAUUCAUGAACCGUGACAAAUAUGACCAAACAGUUCUAGGAGACGGAAGAUGAAUAUAUAUGUUGUUUGGGAGAAUUAACUAAAUGCAUAUUCCAUUGUCCUUCUACACUACUGGUGUUAAAUUAACAGUGUGUUUGUGAAGUCAUGAUGUUCUCUUUGUCAGGCUGUCAGGCUGUGGAGUCACAGAGGAAGGCUGUGCUUCUCUGGUCUCAGCUCUGAGGUCAAACCCCUCACACCUGAGAGAGCUGGACCUGAGUAACAAUGACCUGAAGGAUUCAGGAGUGAAGCUGCUCUCUGCUGGACUGGGGAAUCCCCACUGUAAACUGGAGACUCUGUGGCUGUCAGGCUGUCUAGUCACAGAGGAAGGCUGUGCUUCUCUGGUCUCAGCUCUGAGGUCAAACCCCUCACACCUGAGAGAGCUGGACCUGAGCUACAAUCACCCAGGAGACUCAGGAGUCAGACUGCUCUCUGCUGGACUGGAGGAUCCACACUGCAGACUGGAGAAACUCAAUGUGGAACAUGGUGGAGAGAACAGAAUGAAACCUGGACUUAGAAAAUAUGUCUGUGAUCUCACACUGGACCCAAACACAGUAAACAGACGCCUCUCUCUGUCUGAGGAGAACAGAAAGGUGACAUGGAGGAGAGAGGAGCAGCCGUAUCCUGAUCACCCAGAGAGAUUUGAGGUCUGGGGACAGGUGCUGUGUAGAGAGGGUCUGACUGGGCGCUGUUACUGGGAGGUAGAGUGGAGUGGGGGGGCUGUUAUAGGAGUGACAUAUAAAGGAAUCAACAGGAGAGGAGGGGGUGAUGACUGUUGGCUUGGACACAAUGACAAGUCCUGGAGUCUGUUCUGCUCUGACAACAGAUACAGAGCCUGUCACAAUAAUAAUCUCACUACCAUAGACGUCCCCUCCUCCAGCCCCCACAGAGUAGGAGUGUAUCUGGACUGGCCAACCGGCACUCUGUCCUUCUAUAGAGCCUCCUCUGACACACUGUCCCACCUGAUCACAUUCACCCCCACAUUCACUGAGCCCCUCUAUCCAGGGAUUAGGGUUUGUUAUGACUCCUCAGUGUCCCUGAAAUAAUAACUUGACACACACACACACACACAGGACACACAUUCUCUCUGUCAGUGAUGCAUGCUGGACAAACACACACGCUGGACACACACUCACACUCACACUGGACAAACACACACACUGGACUUGAACACACUGGACUCACACACACACUGGACACACACACACACACACACACACACACUGUACAAACAAAUACACACACACACACACGACUAACAAACACACACACACAUGACAAACAAACACACACAAACAGUGGGUACACACACACACUGGACACACACACACACACAGGACAAACACACACACAGGACAAACACACACACAGGACAAACAGAUACACACACACACACUGGACAAACACACACAUGUGCGUCUUCCUAUAGUUGUGAGGACCUCUUCCAAUAACACCGUUAAAAUUCCAAUGUGAUAAUUUGUUGUCUUUUAUGUUGAAAAACAAAUUGUAUAAUUAUAUAUGGACAUACGCUCCAUAGUUGUACAAGUAUACAAGGAUAUAUUGUACUUUUCAUAAUAAAACAUACUUGAAACAAGAAAA
Messenger RNA from Oncorhynchus masou masou (cherry salmon), 2018 nucleotides. Its product is annotated as stonustoxin subunit beta-like. Gene Ontology annotation, molecular function: protein binding. The record is from RefSeq and is a predicted model, not a curated record. Lineage: Eukaryota; Metazoa; Chordata; Actinopteri; Salmoniformes; Salmonidae. The transcript has 4 exons. The coding region runs from base 920 to 1465 and encodes 181 amino acids.